Molecule: messenger RNA, 2569 nt
Organism: Limanda limanda (common dab)
Lineage: Eukaryota; Metazoa; Chordata; Actinopteri; Pleuronectiformes; Pleuronectidae
Product: SLC35A4 upstream open reading frame protein-like
Exons: 3
Coding region: 28-339 (103 amino acids)
Source: RefSeq, a predicted model, not a curated record
AGACAGAGAGUCAACAACACGGAAGCUAUGGCUGAUGACAAGAAUCCUCUGGGCCAGCUCAAGGACCUGGUGGAGUUAAAGGACCAGCUGGAGGACAUCCAGAGACGAAUGGAGGAUGAGAUUCAGGCUGGGGUUCCUCCAGGAGGCAGUCUGCUCGCUUCUCCUUUCCUGAAGGGUUUCCUGGCCGGGUACAUCGUCGCCAGGUUCCGCUCCUCAGCGUUGCUCGGUGUUGCCGUAGGAACAUGCACAGGGAUCUUCGCAGCACAAAGUUAUGCCGUUCCCAACAUAGAAAGCUCCAUCAAAGACUUCAUUAACAACCUGAAAGCAGGACGUAAGUGAGACGACGACAAUAAAAGAGGGGGAGGAUGAGAGACAUCUACAAGAAGAGGGCACCAAUACAGCUACAGACGGGAACAGAUACGUAUUUCAAAAGUUAUUACAUUGUUACACAAAGAUGAGUAAAUAGGAAAAUUGUUGUCUUUCAGAUCAGCUUCUAGGGUAAGGUUAAAAAUAUAUAUAUUUCUGUUUUAAAUUCAUCUAGAUCUUGUUCAUUUGAACUAUUGUUACAUGGGAGAUAUCAAAACCCCCAGGAAAAGGGUUAUAAUUUAGUUAUUUUAAAUACACAAGAUCAAAUUUUCGUCAUUUUGUGGUCUAUGACUUAAAUUUAGUUACGACUUGAAAUCAUUAUAGCUGCUGAUUUCUGAUCCCAAGUCGUACUUAAAAUUACAACAGGUCCUUAGCAAAGAUUCAUUAGACCAACACAUGGUCUCAUUAUGUGUCAAAUAGUGUUUUAAAGUAGUGUUUCUCAACCAUUUCUAUUCACAACCCACCGGUAUAAUCAGUCUGGUGGAUGAAGUCUAAAAUAUAUAAUUUUAUUUUGAAUAUAUGCUUUUUUAUCUUUCUCAACAACCUUCUGUUAUAGCAGCUUUAAAUAAAAUGUAUUUGAAGCUCUGGGGAGGAUCAACUUACACCACAAGGGGAUCCUUUGUGUAGAAGCUGUCAAAAGCCUUCAUGUGCUUAUAGGUCAAUUUUUCUGUUGAAUAAUUUCUAUUUUGAAUUGUAGCCCUCGUCUCUGAAGAUGUUCAUGAAAAAUCACUUUAGGUUUACUUCAGAGACCUGUCAUUUUAAUAAUGGUAAAAAAGAAAUAUAAUAUUUCCUGUAAAAAAACUAAUUCGAGAGUUUGGGAGAUAGUUAGCAGAGCGUCAGAUGAAAAUAUAAACAAAAAAAAAAUGUAGUUUCUUGUUGCACUUGGGAAUUCAAACUUGGAAGUGUGUGUUUAAGUACUUUAUGUAAAACAUAUAUCAACAGUGCCUACGCUGUGUGGACUUGAUAUGAAUAUCUCAUGCCAUGUGUGCAAUAGCCUCUUCCUGCUGGGUUUUGGCUGCCUAUUUCAUAUGCUGGAGACUGAUUAUUUUGCACUUCUGAAAUGUUAGGAUUGAAAGCUGUUUCGUUAUUGUAUAUAAAUCACUGAUUGAACUAUGAAAAGAAAAUCAAUGAAAUUUUGACUAUUCAAUUUAUUUCAAAUGUGGUUCCUGUGUCACGUGUUGGUGUAGAGUACUUUCUGCAAGGUUUUGUUUUUCUAUUUGAGGAAGAGAAAAUUGAACUAUAAAAUUGAUACACAUUAAUAUUAAUUAAAUGUCCUUAACCAAGCUGUUAGGACAAUAAUCUGAAACCUAAUGCACAGUAAAACACCUGAACUGUAGCAAAUUUAAUAAUAAAGGAAUAUGUUUUAUUUGUAAAGAGAGAAUUGAAUUUGUUUGGUUUCAGGGAGUUCGCUCUGUUUAUGAUGUAAAAGAGAACAACCUAAAGAAGUAUGUGUUUUUCGCCACCUUUCAUUUUCAACUGUUAUUUGAGAUACAAGUGCGUCAUUGUAAAUGAUUCUCCAAAGACUAUUUAUAUAUGUAAACCUGAGAGUAUAUACUGAUUUAAGAAAAUUAAACCUUGUCUACACAUCUUGACACAUUAUACAAUGCAUUCUUAUCAAAGCAAAGAAAUAUACAUAAAUAGAUUAAUAUUUUGCACUAAGAUGGAUUUGAUCUUUUACAUGACAUUAGUUUACGGAAGUACUGUGUAUUGUUGACAUUAACGCACAUUGCUGAUCUGCACAGUCUCACCUGUGUUAAGUUUUAGCCAACAAGCCAUAGAUGAGAAACCGAGUUCAAUCUGAGGUUUUGAUCACUUUAGUUUUUACUUUAACUGGAAAGUGUGAUGGAAAAUAACUGGAACACAAACAACUUGUGCCUAUUGACAAUCAUUGUGUUGUUGUCCUUAUAUUGCAUGCUCUUAUUUUUUGUAUUUCCUGUUCAGCAUGUGUUUGCUUGUUUUCUCUUGUUCUUUAUUCAGUAUCUUACUUUAAAGCUUUAUGUGCUGUGGAGUCAGUGCCAGACGGGUCAGUUGAUGUCCUUUACUUCACUGUUUUAUUGAAAGAUUUUCACGGCUGCACGUCAACGCAGAAGUUUUCAACUUGACAGUGUGAAACUCCAUCACAACUUUGUAAAAGAAAACUAGUGAAACUGUCUUUUAUAAGGUGUAUUUGUGUUCUUCGAAUAAAACGGGAAAAUAUAGUUUA